CAAAAGCUGAUUUGUUCAUUUUUACUUAAUUUUAUUUUAUCUCACAUGUUUUUCGAAUCGAUCGUGGUUGUUUUCUUUCUUGUCGUUUUAAUUGUUUUGUUUAAGUUUUUGUGUAUUUAAUUUAUGUUGUGUUAUGCUGAUAUCGUUUUUAUAUGUUUAUAUGUUGUUCAUAUUGAUUGAUAUGUAAUUUUCUCUGAGAAAUUAUCGAUGAACAGGACCAGGACCAUGGAGUCGACAAAUAAAAUCAUUGUUGAUGGUUUCAUCGUAUCAUCAUCAUUUUGCCAAUCAACAUAAUCAAACUCGAUUGGAGUUUUGGUGGUAAUUUCAUUCCAUGAUUCCAUUCAUGUAAAACGCGGGAUGAGCAAAGCUUUAGAUUUAAAGAUGACGAUCAUGAAACGAUGUUUCUUUUAAAGCGAAAUUCUGAUUUCAUUAUCGGGCGUUAUUCAUAUGCAGGUUUUCAAUACCUACAAAUAUACAUAUCAAGAACUCAACGCAUUACAACAAUACAUCUAGAUGGAGUACAAUAUUUCAUAAGCCGCAUGAAUCCAUACUCUCCAGAACUUAAUUAUUUCCUUGCGUAUCAAUAUUGUCGUUCAUUAGGUUUACAAUUAGCAUCUUUUGAAACAAAAGAAAAAGCACAAUCAAUGACAACUUAUCUACGAAACGCUGGGUAUGGUAAUUAUGAUUUUUGGACUUCUGGAAAUCGACUUGGCACUGGCAUGUUUUUGUGGAUGAGUACAGGUCUGCCAUUCAACGCAACAUUCGACUUUUUUGAAAACUCCACAGAUGGGAUUCAAGCCGGGCUUUUAGAUCCAGUGGAUCAUAAUAGCAAUACUUCACCGCAAAGAACGGCUCGUGAUAGCAGCGGUUCUGAGAAAGGAUGUGUAAUUUUGAAGCAACCUACACUCAAAUGGAUGUCAGAGGACUGUUCAACCGUUAAGGAUUUUAUUUGUGAGCAGACAAGAUGUUAUUACUACAACUACGGAAGUAUUCCAGUUUCAUCAGCACAGGGGUAAUCGCAAAAUACCUGCACUUAAUUUUAUUCACCAAUCGCAUACGCUGAAAUAAAUUGAAUAAAAUUUAUCUUACAACUUUACCAAUAAAGCAUUCAAAUAAAUCUUACAUAAAUAUCUAUCCACAAACUUUAAGUGCAAAAUUUGAGGCAAAUUUAUGUUGUUAAUAAUAUAACAAAGCCCUUCAUUCAGACCUAACAGAAAAGCUUAUUGUGAUUUGAGUUCAAAAAUCCUACUCAUACCUGCUAUAAAGCAGUUUUCUUCACCUCGGACUUUCUUGUAAUUGAUUAAACCAAUUUCAACAAAAAAAAUUGUACGAGAGCAUUUUAUUACUUUUAAUUCAAAAACAAAACGUUCACUUACAAAUACAUACAUAUAUCAAUUUUAGAU
This is a messenger RNA of Episyrphus balteatus (marmalade hoverfly), 1403 nucleotides long. RefSeq lists its product as uncharacterized. The transcript is spliced from 5 exons. Gene Ontology annotation, biological process: biological process involved in interspecies interaction between organisms. Gene Ontology annotation, molecular function: carbohydrate binding. The record is from RefSeq and is a predicted model, not a curated record. NCBI's taxonomy places the organism in Eukaryota, Metazoa, Arthropoda, Insecta, Diptera, Syrphidae. Gene Ontology annotation, cellular component: external side of plasma membrane. Bases 399 to 1016 code for a protein of 205 amino acids.